UAACCCACAAUCGGCCAUUACAUCAAUGGAGGCCAAUGUGGUAAACACCGUGGCAGCCAUCCUCACUAUUUUCCUGAUCCCGAGGGCCAUAUGGCAUCUGGUGUGGAGGCCGUACACCGUCACCCGUUGGUUUGAACGCCAGGGGAUACGAGGCCCACCUUAUAGACUCGUCGUCGGAUCCUUGUUGGAGAUCAAACGCAUGAUGGUCGCUGGCAGAGCAAAGGCGCCUUUGGACACUGGCUGCCACGACUAUACCCCCCUCGCCAUUCCCUUCUUCCACAAAUGGUUCUCUGACUACGGAAAAACAUUUCUGUACUGGUUGGGUCCAAUACCGGCAAUAUGUUCUAGUGACAUAGAGCUAGUCAAGCAAAUGCUUGAAGACAGGACAGACUUGUUCCCAAAGGACUACCUGAAUCCAAGUUUGGAAAUCAUAUUCGGCAAGGGAGUUGUAUUCGCAAACGGAGAUGACUGGAAGCGGCAUCGCAAAGUAGUGAACCCGAUUUUCCAUCUGGACAACCUCAAGUCUGUGCAGGCUAUAGCAUCGGAAGGCGCACAAAAAAAGAUUGAACAAUGGUGCGCCCAAAUAGAAAAGCAGGGCGACGGACACCAAGCCGAGAUAGACAUGGCACGUUGCUCCGAAGAGUUGACUGUAGAAGUCAUUGAACGGGUGAUAUUCGGCAAGACUUACAGGGAAGUCAGGGAGGCGUUUGUCGCUGGUAAAGAGCUCCAAAAGCUCGCGUUUUAUGCAUUAUCAGAUCCUCCAAUACCUGGAUUUAGAUAUGUGCCGACUCCCCGUAACAUACGGUCAUGGAAAUUGGACAAGUUGAUUACGACGAAUUUCACGCAGCUCAUAAAGGCACGGCACAAGGUGGCCGUCCAUAGAGACGACCUGCUCGGGCUGAUGUUGCAGAGCCGCGGGCCGGAAGCCGAGACACUGAGCACCGAGGAGAUAAUCGGUGAGUGCAAGACGUUCUUCGCCGCAGGGCAAGACACGAGUGCCAAUCUCCUCACUUGGGGGAUGUUCCUGCUCAGCAGAUACCCAGAAUGGCAAGAUAAAAUCAGGGAAGAGGUUCUCAGAGAAUGCCGGGACGACGACGAGGUCAUUGACCUCGGCAAACUGAAGCUACUUAACAUGUUCCUCCUGGAGACGCUAAGACUCUACAGCCCCGUGCCGUUCUUGCUGAGGAAGACCGCCUCCGACACAACGGUGGCAAACAUCAAAGUGCCAAGAGGAACCAUGAUAACGUUUCCGGUAGCGACGCUGCACCGGAGCAAGGAGGUAUGGGGCCUCGACGCCGACGAGUUCAACCCCAUGAGAUUCGAAAGAGGUGCCUCGAGGGCCGCCAAGUACCCUUAUGCGAUGCUGGCCUUCUCACACGGCCCACGGGCUUGCGUUGGAAAGAACUACGCAAUGGUGCAGGUGCAGACCGUGAUGGCGAAGAUCCUCACAAGGUUCUCCUUCUCCCUCUCUCCCCGCUAUGUGCACAUGCCGAAGAACUUCAUCACGCUGGUGCCUAGGCACGGGCUCCCUCUCGUCGUGAGGAGACUGCAGCUGGAUGGGCCAGAAAAUGGCAUGUGAUGUUGUACUACGUGAAUUUGUGAUGCGGGUGUGGGAAGCACACAAUAGUGAAUAAACCUAGCCCGAGAAUAAAGUAUAGCUUUUUUUUUUUGUAAAAGAAUAAAGUAUAGCUUGGAUGGUCAAUGGAUGUAGUUGCACGUACUAUCUCCAUGGAUUAAACCCCAAGUUUGAUGUCGGUGUGCGUGGGGUUAGAUGUUGGCUUAUUCAACCAUCGCGUGCCAUCUGGAUUGCAUCUCUAUCAAGGUUGUAAUUUGUAUAAGUUGUAUCUAUCAGUGAAUGAUUAAGCUUGAGUCUCAAACAUA
Brachypodium distachyon (stiff brome) is the source of this 1881-nucleotide messenger RNA. RefSeq names its product cytochrome P450 709B2. The record is from RefSeq and is a predicted model, not a curated record. The transcript has 5 exons. Lineage: Eukaryota; Viridiplantae; Streptophyta; Magnoliopsida; Poales; Poaceae. Gene Ontology annotation, molecular function: iron ion binding; heme binding; monooxygenase activity. The coding region runs from base 26 to 1579 and encodes 517 amino acids.